Molecule: messenger RNA, 4949 nt
Organism: Haliaeetus leucocephalus (bald eagle)
Lineage: Eukaryota; Metazoa; Chordata; Aves; Accipitriformes; Accipitridae
Gene: OSMR
Product: oncostatin M receptor
Exons: 20
Coding region: 251-3040 (929 amino acids)
Biological process (GO): cytokine-mediated signaling pathway
Cellular component (GO): external side of plasma membrane; membrane
Molecular function (GO): protein binding; cytokine receptor activity
Source: RefSeq, a predicted model, not a curated record
CGUUCCUGAGGGAGCUGCGCGGCGGCUGCGGCCAGCCUUUUGCUCUGAAGGACAAAUAGUUUACCUGGAGAUAUUUAUCUAGAACAUUUGCAGACCGCCUACUGAAGGAGAUCUCAUCUCUUCCCAAGGGGAGUUUGCAGGUGAUUCAUGCCUUGUGAGAUCUGACAUACGAUCAGUCCCCCCAGGACGGGGCUGUGCAAGUCACGGAGUUUCAUCCUGUGACAGUUCUUGUGCAGGAAAAGGUGGAUGAAUGAUGAAUCCCUUCACGGUUCUGGCAGUAUUGCUCCUCCUGAGGACUUGCGACGCUACAUACUCACAGCAAGAAUCCAUUGUGUUUCCAGUAAUGUACCUUAACAUUUCCAAGGAUUUGGCUCUUCAGCGGCUGCUGGUGGAAUGGGAUGUUGGCAAGUCAGCGCAUGAUAGUGAGCUGGCAAUGUCUUUUGAAAUACAAGUCCGUCAAACACAUGAAAAUACUACUGUGUGGACAGAGUUUCAUAAUGUCACACUUGAUAAAUCAGGAAAGCCUCUUCAUUGGAUGUGGGAUUCAGAUUUACCUUUGGAGUGUAUGUCUUACUCGGUGAGAAUCAGGAGCAAAGCAGAAGCAUCAAAAAUCUGGAGUCAGUGGAGUUUGUGGGAGACUGUCCCGGGCCUGGACACUUCAGAUAACAGUGGACCACAAAUCUUUCCAAAUGAAAAAAUUGUAGAGGAAGGCUCUGACAUCACUUUUUGUUGCAUUGGAAGGAAAGGUCAAAUCGUUAAGGAAUUUUUUCUAGUCCCAGCUGUUCAUGUUUCCAGUCACACAAACAGUCAAGUUGGACUUCUCACGGUGAAAAAUGUGGCACAUCAAGAAGUGCCUCACAUCAGUGUCUACUGUCAGGAGUCUUGCAAUGAAGAGCAAUGCUAUGAUCAUGCAAUUUUCUUCGUGGGUAAACCACCUGAUACACCUAAUGAUUUUUCCUGCCAAACUCAAGACAUGAGAAUAGUAACAUGUACUUGGAGCCAAGGAGGAGACACCCAUCUUUAUGGACGUCAUUCACCAAAAUACACCUUGUCUGAAGAGUUUUCCCAAAAAACGGUUCCAUGCACAGUAAGUUGUUCGGAGCAGUGCUCGUGUUCUUGGGAUAUAGGCCAGCAAAGGAUCUGUAAUAUCACAGUGACUGUGGAAAACCCACUGGGAAAGAAAACUGCCACGGAUGUUUUUGAUGUAACUCACAGAAUUUAUCCUGCUGCACCUUUCCAGCUGUGGGAAGAAAGCACAGAUACAGAAAUCACAUUAUAUUGGAAACAUCGAAACAAAGAAAUUGAACUGUUUUGUCAGACUGAAGUGAUCCAACCUGAUGGGCAAGUAGAACUGCAUAAUAGUUCAGAUGCGCAACUCCAUUCUGGUAGCGUCACCCUAGGUGGACUGCAGCCAUACACUGAAUACACAGCUAGAGUACACUGUGGGGCAGCUAAGCAUUUCUGGAGGUGGAGUGAAUGGAGCGAAGCCCUAACCAUCAGAACAAAGGAAGCAAGUCCAUCAGGGAAACUGGACAUCUGGAGAGAAAUUACACCAGUUUUGGGGGGGCGGAAUGUGACCUUGUUCUGGAAGCAAGCACCAAGUUUUCGAGCAAAUGCAAGAAGUAUUUCCUAUGAAGUAACCUGGGAAAAAGUAGAAGAUGGCUCUAAGCCUGAAAGCAUCUCCUUUUCAUCAGUUUACAAUAGCACAAGGAUUUCUAUUGAUAACCAUUCCUACAGAAUCAGUAUAAUGGCAAAGAACAAUGUUAAUUAUUCACUUCCUUCAGUAUUGAUCAUCCCUAGAGCUACAGGCACCAAAGAGCUUAAAGAAGAACAGGUUAAUGGUACAGAUGAUGGCAUUUUUAUUUCCUGGGAGCCCAGACAUAUAUAUGACAGUUACAUUAUCGAUUGGUGUAACUUCCCAAUGUUGCAGCCCUGUGAUUUGCAGUGGAAGAGAUUUGGGCCCAACACUUCCAGUGCUCUGAUUAACUCAGCUGCUUUUGUUCCGGGGGUGAGAUAUAACUUCCACGUCUAUGGAUCUGUUGCUAAUACAGCCUCCUUACUGGAGAGGAAGACUGGUUAUCUCAGGGAGCUACCUACUCUGCUUGACCCUGUUGUGGAAAAAGUUGAACUGACUUUCAAUGCAGUAACACUAUCUUGGGAUUCUUACCCCACAAAUAAGUCACAGUUUGGUUUCGUAAGAGGCUACCAUGUUUACGUGUCACCUAUACAAGAGAAAUGCAGUUUGAAAGGAUCCAAAAAACAUGUUCUUCCAGAUGGUUCAGUGCUAUGUAAAUACACAAUUGAAAACCCAGAAGAAAAGAGAUACACCGUGAAACACCUAUUGUCGAACACAAAAUACAAACUAGUGGUUAAAGCAUAUACAAGUGGAGGAGAGACUCCCAUCGUUAACUUUAUAUACAUAGAUACACCGUUUAACUCAAAUGUGCUGUACCUUCUAGUCCUGCUAGUGAUAGUUCCAUCACUAGUAGCAGCUAUAUGCCGCUGGAAGAUGAAGUGGGUGAAGGAGUGCUGCUGUCCUUUAAUACCUAGUCCUAACAAGAGCAAAGUGCUGUCAUUCAAAGAGGUUACGAUCGGUUCUGAGAAAGUAUUGAAAAUAAGUGACUGCAUUCCUGACAUGCUAGCAGUGGACAAUAAGGCCAAAGCCCAGAAAUUACAUCCAUGGAGCCAGUUGUCUUCAACACCAACAGAAGAUAAGAUUGGUGGUCACAAUUCUUCCUGGAUUUACCCUAAUGAAAAUGGAGAGAGAGACUUUACGCCCACACCUACACCUCAGACUCAUACUUGGUUUGAAAAUUUUGCUUAUUCUUCUCAUCUUGCAGUUGAAUCUGAUCCCUAUCAUAUACCGGAGACACCAGAACCAAGCAAGCCAGAACUGUCAGUACUGUUAUACCAGCCACACUACUACUUUGAUAUUUUUAAUAAAGAUGCUGCCUCAACACCCAGAGAAACAGCUGGCAGAAAGACCAGUCUGAGAUAUAUUUCACAAACAGAUGUGCACUGCCUAGGGAGGAGGCUUUGAUGUCCUCUCCUCCAUUGAGUAAAUCCAGUAUUUGAUUACACAAUAUAAAUAAGAAUUUCUAAAGCCAUAACAGCUUCUUUCGAUGAAGGCUUUCACAAGCCCAACUUCUGUUAAUGCUGCAAUGCUCUUGCUUCAGGACUAGUUUAAAAAUACUGACUUGUGCACAGGAGUGAUGUAUGCUAUGGUUUCAUCACAAUUUAUCGGAUUAUGUAAGAUUUGCAGGCUGUUUUGCGGCCUAUAUUAUGUAUGAAGUUAGAUCACAGCAGUUUCUCAUAGCCUGAUGCGGAGAACUACUAUAUUUUGCAGCGAUUAAAAAUUUAUUUGGAAAGUAGAGGAGCAAGUUAAACAAGCAGGUAGGCUGUUGUGCUCAAGGAAGGUAUUCCACUUGCAGUAUUCUGUGUGCACUAUGUGUUCUGGCCACCCCUAGCUAGCGUGUAUUGUGCAGCUGUGCAUGGAGCACUACCCAGCUCAGAGUCUGCCUCAGCCCAGUAACAGUGGGAUGGUGGGUUGUAUUUUCUCUCUCUCAAAUGAUGUAAGGAAUCAACAUGGAAGGGUUACCUGCAUUCAGUGUGGUGCAUUCCUGAAAGAUUAGAAGGAACCUAGAGAAGUUAACCCUGUGCACCAAAAUCCAAGAUCAUCCGGCUUUUACUUUACCUGUCUUCUAACUACAUUUGAAAACAGAUUUUUGUAGUACAGUCCCCUGUUAGUGGGCUGCUGCUCCCAUUUCUGGUAACUGGGACUCCUCACACAUCUGCCUUCUUUGCCUGGAAGAAUCACCCUUUAAAAUCCAACACCCCCCCCCCCCAAAUCCUCUUAACUAAACAAAGAAAUGUGGAGAGUGGAAAAGAACUGUUUUUCCAGCAGGACACCUCUUUGCAGAGCUGUUACCAUGGCACUCCUUCUCUGCUUGUGCACAUGAACUUCACUUCUUUUGGCAUUAACCCCUGCACUUCUGUAGCAAGCCCCAAUCAACCUGGUAAGCAGACACAGUAGUCAGAUGCAUAGGUGUAUAAAUCCCAUUUGUGAAAAACAUCAUAUUCAGGUUGCAUAUCAGCUAGAUCUUCCAACACUACUUUUGCACGUAAAAAAAAUAAAAAUAUAUAUACAUAUAUAUGUUUUUCAUGGUAAUGCUUAGAAUCCCUACAGUAGGCACUGGUACAUUUAGGUCUUCCAUUCCGAUUUCAAAAAAUUGUGUAUUUGUAAUGAAUCAGAAUAGUUGUAAUUCUAUCUGAAAGUCUCAUCAGAUUAACCUCCUCAGUGCACAAGGAACCUUUUGGUUUUGCCUAAUUAUGACGCUGUCUGGCAUCUUUCAAAAACAAAAGAAUUCAACUUAAGAGCUAUGAUGGUGUGCUCCCCCUGCCCCAACCUGACCUCUAUUGCCCGUAACUCCACUCAAGCGAUAACCACCAGUGGCGUUAUAAUGGAUGCAUCUGGUCGGAAUGGCAGCAUCCAGCUCAAAGUGGAUUCAGGGGAAACAGGUAACAACGCAACAGCCAAAGGCUAAUGUGCCAACCAAAAUAUGGCUAGUAUGCAAAUAUCACUAUAAGUCAAUUAUCUUACUCCAUAAAUAGCAGGCAGCUAGCCCAGGGCCCAUUGAGCUCUUCUGCACAGCAGUGGACUGCACAGCAGGAUCUCCCCUUGAGCAGGGACACCUCACAAGGUUACUCCUCAAGGUUGAGAGAUUCCUUGCCACAACAGAUUCUCAGUAAGUGAAUUGGGAAUAAGAGCACUGAAACUUUGAAGUCAUAGCUAAAUGUCCUCUAUGCGGUAAAUACCGAAGCAUACCUUGCCCUCGAAUCCUGUAAACCACUGUCGCAUUUACCACUGAGCUUUGUUAACUCACUGUCUUAAUCAAUAAAGUACAUUGUUGCUUCUCUCUUGCCAGUGAAGUGCAUAACUCCAUCUGCAA